AUGAGCCUAUCACAAGAAGAAACAGGGCUCUAUAUCGCCUAUGGCGCUCUUAUGGCUAUGGCAACAGUGCCAAUCUAUAGUGGAUCGAUCGCUUCCCUUCAAGGAAUGAAACGGCCUGCCAACGCGCCAAAGCGGAAACCAAGUGAAUCGCCCCUCGAUGACUCUGAUGACGAAGACGAAUCUGUAUCCGAAAGCUUGUCCUCAAGUGAUGCGUGGAUGUUCCCUGUCAUGGGCUCAGCUGUGCUCUUCUCCUUGUACCUCAUGUUCCGUUACCUCAACACCGACUAUAUCAACUACUUGAUCACAGGCUACUUUUCGCUUAUGGGAUGCAUGGCCGUAGCAAAGACCGGUCUCUUGGUGACAAAAAAGGUGGUACCCGUAAGCCUCUUGAAGGGCAACGUAGACAAGUACAAGCUGAUCUUGAGCAAACAAGGCAAACGCAUGACCCAUGUUAGCUUCACCGUGGUGCAUUUUAUUCUCUUGGGUGCAUCAGCAGUGCUCACCGCAUAUUACAGUCUUACCAAGAACUGGAUUGCAUCCAAUGUCUUUGGUUUAUGCUUCUCCAUCAAUGCCAUUCAACUCCUCUCAUUGGAUUCUUUCAAGACUGGAAUGAUUAUGCUCAGUGGUUUAUUCUUUUAUGACAUCUUUUGGGUAUUCGGCACUGAGGUCAUGGUGAGCGUUGCCAAGAACUUUGACGCACCUAUCAAGGUUAUCUGGCCUAGAAACAUCAUUGGCUACGUACUCGGUGCUGCUGACGAAGAACACAACUUCACUAUGCUUGGUCUUGGAGACAUCGUCAUUCCAGGUAUCUUUGUGGCAUUGUGCCUUCGAUUUGACCGACACAUGUCGUGGAACCGCAAUCCUACCGGUGAAUUUCGAUCUUUGGCAUUCCCCAAGCCCUAUUUCAAGUCAUGUCUUGUUGCCUAUGUUCUUGGCCUUGCUACUACUAUGGGCGUUAUGCACGUGUUCCACGCAGCUCAACCCGCUCUCUUGUACUUAUCCCCUGCCUGCAUUCUCUCGGCACUUAUCACCGCUGCUGCUCGUGGUGAAUUGAAGGACUUGUUUGCAUACACCACCGAAGAAGAGGAAGAGGAAAAGGAUGCCAAGGAAAAGGAAAAGGAACAAGAAAAGGAAUCGAAUGAUGAAAAGGAGCAAGACCCUGUGGAGGAAAAGGAGCCUGAAGAGACAUCUAUUGCUGAUGAUGAAGGCGACGAUGACUAUGUUGCAGUUGGCAAUGAAAAGGGAUCCAACAAAAAGAAAAAGGGCGGUAAAGGUGGACGCAAGAAAAAAUAG
Messenger RNA from Lichtheimia ornata, 1293 nucleotides. RefSeq lists its product as uncharacterized. Lineage: Eukaryota; Fungi; Mucoromycota; Mucoromycetes; Mucorales; Lichtheimiaceae. The record is from RefSeq and is a predicted model, not a curated record. Gene Ontology annotation, molecular function: aspartic endopeptidase activity, intramembrane cleaving. Gene Ontology annotation, cellular component: cytoplasmic side of endoplasmic reticulum membrane; lumenal side of endoplasmic reticulum membrane; membrane. Gene Ontology annotation, biological process: membrane protein proteolysis. Bases 1 to 1293 code for a protein of 430 amino acids. The transcript has 3 exons.